Messenger RNA from Lucilia cuprina (Australian sheep blowfly), 1707 nucleotides. RefSeq names its product major royal jelly protein 1 (gene yellow-d). The record is from RefSeq and is a predicted model, not a curated record. Bases 219 to 1541 code for a protein of 440 amino acids. The transcript has 5 exons. Gene Ontology annotation, cellular component: extracellular region. Lineage: Eukaryota; Metazoa; Arthropoda; Insecta; Diptera; Calliphoridae.
CUUAAAUAGUUUUUUAAACUGUAAAGACGUGCGCCUUAAUCAAAUCUUUCGUUCGUUUUCGACAUCGUUGUAACGGGUUUCGUUUUUAUUAAAUAUUUCUAAAAUUUUUUCGCCAAACAAGUUUACGACCUAAAAAAUAAAAAUAAAUUAAUAAAUUUUGCCUUUGAAGAAAGGUACUAACUAUACCUACUAAGUUAAACAAACUUAAACAUGGAAUCAUGAAAUUUUUCUAUAUCUCCCUAAGCUUAUUAAUAGCUUUAAGUUACAUGCCAUGUGCAAAUACGCAUAUGAAAGUAAAGGUAAAGCCCUCUUAUGGUUUUCAACCAGUUCCUAGACAGAAUAAUGCAGAAACACCCUAUCAAUGGAAUGUUUUGGACUAUAGCUUUCCCAGUAAUCAGGCCAAACAAGAAGCUGAGACUAAUGGCAAUCUUAUACCCAGUAACGCUAUACCCAUAGAUGUACAACCUCAUUAUUAUAAUAAAAAUCUUUUGAGAACCUUUCUUACCAUUCCUAAAUUCCAAGAUGGCGUUCCCUACACAUUAGCCACAGUUUCGGAUAAGAAGGGACCUAAUGGUCCUUUAUUGGAGCCAUAUCCUAAUUAUGAAUUUCAUAAUAAUAAAAAUGGACAGAAUUGUGAUGCCAUAACAUCCGCUUUUCGUGUGGCGGUCACCGAAUGCAAUCAAAUGUGGGUAAUUGAUUCGGGUAUGGUUGGUGCCGAUGUUCAAUGUACCCCACAGUUACUAUUAUUCGAUUUGAAUACCGAUCAGCUAAUACAUCGUUAUCGUUUCAACUCUAGUCUCUAUAUAUCGGGAGCCUCAUUGUUUGUUACCCCCAUUGUGGAUGUAAAAGAUCCUCCUCCAAGAGGUAGCUGCAGACGUGCCAUGGUCUAUGUAGCCGAUGUCAAUUAUCAUGGUUUAGUAGUCUAUGAUUAUAUGCAAAAUAAUGCCUGGCGUAUUGAGAAUAUGUUCAUGUAUCCCGAUCCAAAUUAUGGUUUCCAUACGGUCGCUGGUGAAAGUUUUGUUUUAAUGGAUGGUAUUAUUGGUAUGGCAGCCGAUAAACAAAAUUUAUAUUUCCAUCCCAUGGCUAGUGUAACAGAGUACGCGGUGCCGCUAAGAAUUUUGGAUAAUGGUACUCUAUUUGAACAUGAUAUGGAAAAUAUGCAUGAGACAUUCAGGCCUUUGGGUAAACGCAGUAGUGAAUGCGUUGCCUCGGCUAUGGAUAGCAAUAGCAAUAUGUAUUGUGUCACCUUUAAUCCUAUCGAGUUGAUAGUGUGGAAUGUUAAUACUCCCUAUGAUAGUAUUAAUAUAAAAAAGUUACCCAUUAGUUCGGAAGAAUUGCAAUUUGUUAGUGGCAUGAAAGUGGUGAGAAAUCAUCAGGGUAAUGAAGAAUUAUGGAUGUUGUCUAACAGAUUCCAGAAAAUGGCUGCUGGCACCCAAAAUUUCAAUGAAGUUAAUUUCCGUAUUGUGGUACUAUCUUUGGUGGUUGUUAACCCCCUUACACCCAAUCAGGAUUUACACAAUAAGCUCGUUUUCAAAAGUUGAGCUUUAUUUAUAAUUUUAUAAGUUUAUUGUAAACCUAGUAUAAAUUUUAAAUUUCAACAAUUAUAUUUUAAUUAAACUGCAUCUGAAUGCUAUUAGUAGUACUUUCUCAUAUUUAUUGUAGUGACUUAGAAAAAUAAUUAAAUAAAUAAAUAUUUAAAUUGUAAAA